This is a messenger RNA of Anthostomella pinea, 3033 nucleotides long. The record is from the annotation of a GenBank genome assembly. Lineage: Eukaryota; Fungi; Ascomycota; Sordariomycetes; Xylariales; Xylariaceae.
AUGAGUCCGACAAGGGCCUGCUCGGCGGCCAACGACGGGCGGCCAGCGCUCCCACCCAAGCGCGCCUCGUCCUUCGCCGGCUUGCUCAGCAAGAUCCUCCCGAGUCAUCGCCCCGAACAGGGCGGCACGCGGCGCCCUAAGGAUGCCACCGGAGACACCGAUUCGGCGUACCAUGACCUGAAAAUAAACCCCAACGAGCUGCGAGACUGGAACGUUGCACGGGACAGGCCCGCGCGGGUGGUCGCUGCUGCUGCUGCGGCGGAGGAGUCGAGUCCUCGCAGGGGGCACAGCUGGAGUCCGCGGAAAGGGGAUAGCAAGUUCGUCGAGGACCUGGCCCCGAACACUGCGCAGCGCCUUGCACCAAACGUGCCGGAUCGUCACCCACCACCUCGCCCGGUCACGGCCCCGAGCACAUCGCUCCUAAAGUCUGAUUCGAUGACGCAGGCCGAGAUCUCGGAGCUACUCAAAGCGAAAGAGAAAUCGCGCAGACAGCGCCGCAGUCUGAAGGCGAGCGGAGACUGGCUGGGUCCGCAGGGGGCCGAUCCGUACACGGGCGAGUUCCCGGUCCUGUCGCCGACGGACACGCUCAGUUCGGACACGACGACGCUGUCGACGCGGGACCGGCUGGCCGGCCUGAUGCGGCAGAAGGAGGAGGCCAAGCUGGCGUACCAGCAGGUCAAGCUGCUGGAGGAGGAGGAGAAGGAGAGGGCCAAGCGCGAGAAGGAGCACGCGAAGCUCAACAAGAUCGAGCGGGCCAAGGACGAGCUCAGACGGGAGCAGUCGUUGGUGAAAUGGAGCCAGCAUAAGCGCCAUUGGUCCUCUGCCGCCGAGCCGAACCUGAGCCCGAUUGCUCAGUCUAUGGAUAGCCUGGCGUUGGGAAAUGGUCCUGAAGAGAUCACGGUUAUACCUAACUACUCUCGUCCGUCUCCAUCACCAGCUGGAGCUCGGACUGUGGUCACUGGCCCGUUGGAGCCAUUGAGUUCUGAGAAUAAGCAGCUUCGAAAACACGAGCAUCGAUUUGAUCCAUCGACCGACACUAUCAUUCACAACACCUCAGUUAACCUUCCACCUCCAAGGCUACCAUUUACUGCACCGGCUGUUCCGCCUCCCACCUUGCCUUUAGAUAACGAGCAGUCGGAUCUCGUACGCAGUAAGAGUGAGAAGCAUUUUUUAUGGAGACGCCGCCGAAGAACGAUAGGCCCUGGGGAGCUGGUUAGAGAACCAGCCGCAGGCGCGGGAAUCUCGACGUCGGUGACGGAAGGGCGUCUCGUGUCCAGUUCGCUGGUACACCUUCCCACGACGACGAACCACUUCGCCGACCUGGCGAUCCCAGAUCACCGCCUGCAUCUGAUGUCGCCAGACCCGGUCGGGAAGCACGACAACCCAUCGAGUCCUUCGGUCGGCUACCCAUCGAUAUCACCGACUCGAAAACGCCAAGGGGUAUUGGACGGUACACAGAUCCUGACCCCAACGACAGAUACCCAGUCUCACCGGGCAGAGUCCCACCUACCCAGCCAAGGCACCAGCGUAGCUACAGUGACCUCAUCCCAGUCGAAGUUGAAAGGGCUCAUGAAGCCUCCCUCCAUCCCCCGAAAGUUGGCCCCAAGCCGACUGGUAUCCGCCCCAGCCAACGAGACGCACAAGCUGCUAACGAGUAUCCACGACUCUCUAAACCGCACCGACAAAGAUCCGUCAGGGGAGACCCUGGGGUCCCAGAGCGAACAUCUACCGGUGGAUAUCCAGGGGAGAAUCAGUCCCGAGUGGGCUGGGAACGUGCUGCACCACAUGGACAGUCGCAUCGAGUUGGUCAAGAGGGAAUCUGCGUCCAUACACACCACCAUCACUACUGGCUCCGAUCCCGCUCAGCCGAGCCAACACGACGAUACACCAUCUCAACUACAAGUCCCGAACGGCCAGCCCGACAGCGUCGCGGACACCAACGGAGGUCUAGUGACUCCGACGUCACCGAAAGGGCAGCCACCGCACUGCGUCGAGUCGACCCCAGCCACCUACGAGAGGACGAUACCUUCCCGUCCCACUACACCACCGAACGGCUCGCAGAGACUCGUGCACGCCCAAAAGACAGCAGAGACAGAUACUGUAUCAGACCGCCCUGUGACACCGGACCAAGACCGGACGCCGAAGGCGCACCACCCCUCGACUCCCGGCUCUUGCCGGACUCCCAGGCAGACAGUCCACGAGAAGUCACGAGACAGCCUCGAGGAGGCAGGACAAGGGACAGUGACUCCUCCGCCCAGAUACGUCGACUUCACAGAGGGGAGCGCACCGGCCGUGAGAACUCCAGAAAAAGAGCCGAAGUACAAGAGCACAAGCCCCAUACGAAACCUUCAAGGAAAAUUCCGACGAGCUCGUCCGCGCCAGUCACCUUACGAGCACACGGAGGCGAUGGUGCAGGAUGCGGCACGGAUCGCCAUGCAGCGGUCGCGGGCAAAGGAAGUCAUGAACCGCAGUCCUAUCCGAGCCAGCCGGCUCCCAGGCCCGAUCGACAAACCACCGCCCCUACCACAGAAGAAAGAGAAGAAGGGGCAACAGCACCCCGACCACGACGGCAGCGCCAACGCAGGCACCGGCGUUCUUUCCAGGCUUAAGUCCUUUGGGCGCGGACAGCAGCAGAGGGGGAAAGAGAAAGACACACAGAGCCAAAAUCAGAAUCAGAAUCAGAAUCAGAAUCAGAAGAAGCAGUCUGAUGAUGCAAAGCAGAAGACGAAGACCAACGGCGUCUCCUCCGAGAAACGAAAGCCGCCGGCUGAUGGCGCUGACGCUAACGCUUUCAUGGUCAUGGGGCAUGGUUUUAUCAUGGUGUACAUGGUGCUGCUGGGCCUCGCGUGCGCGUGGUGGACCGUGGCGCGCCCGGCGUUCGACCAGACGAGCGACUUGUGGAAGAGGCGCCGUGGGCAGCGGAGCUCGUGGGAGGAUGUUUCGGUCUUUGCGGCUGCGGCUGCGCUUUGUGCUGUUGGUGCUGUUGCGACUUGGUUUGUGUUGACGGGGGUUGGGUGGGUUUUGGGGGUUUGA